Trematosphaeria pertusa is the source of this 1185-nucleotide messenger RNA. RefSeq names its product kinase-like protein. The coding region runs from base 1 to 1185 and encodes 394 amino acids. The transcript is spliced from 6 exons. Gene Ontology annotation, molecular function: ATP binding; protein serine/threonine kinase activity. Gene Ontology annotation, biological process: peptidyl-serine phosphorylation; peptidyl-threonine phosphorylation. The record is from RefSeq and is a predicted model, not a curated record. Lineage: Eukaryota; Fungi; Ascomycota; Dothideomycetes; Pleosporales; Trematosphaeriaceae.
AUGAUUAAUAGGAGCGACUACAAUUGGGGGGUUCCGGAAGUAGAGUCGAUCGAAAAGUACGGAGAUGGGGGAUUGUAUCCUGUUCAUAUCGACGAUCGGUUCCAGGAUGGACGAUACCAGAUAUUGAAUAAACUUGGUUUCGGAAGUUUCUCAACAGUCUGGGCCGCUUGGGAUCAUCGUAAUAAAUCUCGUGUCUCGUUAAAGGUUAUUAGGGCCGAGAAUUCGGAGAACAACUUAGAGCUUCGAAUCCUACAACGUAUUCAACAAGGUACUACUCAACACCCCGGCCACAAGUACCUUCCUCGACUUUUAGACCACUUCUACGAAGGUAGCGCUGAAAGAAGAAAUCUAUUCCUUGUUCUAGAGCUUCUAGGACCUAAUGUCAACGACGUUAUGCGUUUUCGACCAAAGCAGCGCUUCAAUCUAUCGUCUUCCUGUCGCCGAAUCUCUAAGCAACUCCUCCUAGCGGUAGACUGUCUGCAUUCGCUUGGAAUUGUACAUGGAGAUAUUUACCUGCGCAAUAUUUUAUAUCGCCUUCCGGAUAAUAACGAACUCAACCUAACCGAAGUAAUUAAAGGCGGAGUCUCUAGGAAGGAUGGUGCUCCUCUUGAAGAAGGAUUACCAAGAUAUCUCGUAGAGCCGCUCGACCUUACACGUCAGCGUAAAAGAUUAGAGUUUGAAAAACUCAAUCACAUACAACUUAUCGACUUUUCUUCAUCCUUCUUUGAAUCGGAGCCCCCAGAAUCGAUAUAUACACCGAUACCUUUUUCUCCUCCAGAAUUGAUUUUUGGGAAGCCCUUAGACAAAAAAAUUGAUAUCUGGAAUCUUGGAUGCACAACUUUCUCCAUUGCUACUGGCGGAGACCUCUUUAUAGAAUGGUUUGACAAGCGCCAUAUUAUACCCCAAAUAUACGACGUUAUCGGUGAAUCAUCUGCUCCUUGGCUUCUCAGUGCCAUUUUUGAUGCAGUGCAGAAUCAGGAUUGGAAAGAUCUCCCGGUUGUUACCGACGAAAAGCUAUCGCUAUACUUUGAUAGUGGUCAUAGCGCUAUUACUUCUAAAAAGGAGAAGAGGCGCGUAGGAGCCCUUAAAAGAUAUCUUCGAAAGGCAUUAAUUCCAGACCCAUCAAAGCGGCCAGCAACAGAAGAGCUACUAGCUGACGGGUGGGUUCAGAUAGAAGCUGACUAA